AUGGCGUCUGUGAAUGUUCAGCAAAGUAUUAUUUCUGCUCUCUGGAAACGCCUCUCUUUGGAUCCCGAAUCAAAAUAUUCGGCUGCGCUUGAAAAUGAUAAUGAGUUUAUGAAAUGGGCCGGAUUUGUUGACAAGUUUGUUGCGAACUCUGAGACGCCCUUUAAGGCUCUUAGUGAGUUGAAUGAAGAAUUGGUUACAAAGUCUGUUCUUCUGGGCAAUGGAUUGAAACCAUCCGCAGCUGAUGCUAUUGUCUUCUCAGCAAUACAUUCGAAUGUGAUUAGUCUUUCAAGUUCUGACAGAGCAAAGUUGCCACACUUGUUGAGAUGGAUGGAUUACAUACAGAACAAGGAGGCAUUUGCAAAACAAUUUGAAACAGUUUUGAUUGAGAAGACCCAAUUUGUUCCUCAGGCGGUAAAAACUGUAAAGAAGGUUGAAGACUCCAAUGCAAAGAAAACUGUCCCAGAGACAACAGAUUCUAGUAAUUCAGAAAAGGUGGACUUAAAAGAAAAGAAGCCUGCUGAUUUGAAGAAAAAAUCUGAAGAAGUUAGUCAAGCUGCUGUAGACAAGAAAAAACUACCUGAAAAGGAGGUAGACAAGAAAGAAGAAGAACUUAGUGUCAGUCUGCUCAAAAUACAGAUUGGUUUGAUUCGUAAAGCAUGGAAACAUCCGUCAGCUGACAGUUUGUUGGUUGAGGAAAUAGAUAUUGGAGAAGCAAAAUGUAGACAAGUGGUCAGUGGCCUAGCAAAAUAUUGUACUCCAGACCAGCUAACGAAUCGCAGUGUGGUACUUAUAACAAAUGUGAAACCUGGAAAAUUACGCGAUGUGAUGUCAGAAGGACUGGUUUUAUGUGCUUCUAAUCAAGAUCACACUGUUGUUGAGCCUCUAAUCGCUCCAAAAGGGGCUGAAAUUGGGGAACGUGUUAAAUUUUCUGGACACGACGGAAAGCCAGAAGAUGUUCUUAAUCCCAAAAAGAAACAAUUGGAUAAGAUAACUCCGCAUCUUUCCACUGAUGGCACUGGAGUCGCGACGUUCAAAGGUAUCCCGUUCAUGACUUCAUCUGGACCGUGCGCUUCAACCAUUCCCAAUGCCAGUAUCAAGUGA
Messenger RNA from Fraxinus pennsylvanica, 1101 nucleotides. The record is from the annotation of a GenBank genome assembly. NCBI's taxonomy places the organism in Eukaryota, Viridiplantae, Streptophyta, Magnoliopsida, Lamiales, Oleaceae.